ACAGAACCCACAUCCUUUUCACUUAGAUAUAUAUAUUAAACAGUGAAUAAGGGUGAACACCAGACACAAAUCAUGGGAGCUUUCCUCACUUUGUCCACCUCUGCUGCUGUCAUUCUCUUGGUAAUUCGUGGAGGUUUGUGUGUGGAUAUCAUUGGAGGAAAUGAAGUAGCACCACACUCAAGGCCAUUUAUGGCCCUAAUCAGCGGAAAAAAUGGAAAACCUAUUUGUGGAGGAGUUUUGAUCAAGGAAAACUGGGUGUUAACAGCUGCCCACUGUAGAGUGAAACGAGGCAAAGUUACUCUUGGAGUUCAUUCACUGUCAACAAGAGAGAGAGAAAAACAGGACCUUCAGAUUGCAAAACAAAUUCACCACCCAUCCUACUAUUCCAGUUGUAAGGAAAACGACAUUAUGCUGGUGCAGCUUCAGAAAAGAGCAAAGCUUAAUAAAGCUGUGCAAGUCAUUCCCCUGCCUACCUCAGAUGACGAUCCCAAGCCAGGAACAAUCUGCACAGUAACAGGAUGGGGACAAACUCACAAUCGUGUGAGAAAGUUUUCUGAUACCCUGAGGGAGGUUAACAUCACUGUCAUCAGCAGGCACAUCUGCAACGACGACAAACAUUAUAAAAACAACCCUGUUAUAACAGACAACAUGAUAUGCGCAGGGGCUAAGGAGGGAGGAAAGGACUCAUGUUCUGGGGAUUCUGGCGGACCUUUGAGAUGCAAUAAUGUGAUAAGAGGCAUCACUUCUUUUGGGAAGCCAAACAGAUGUGGUGCUCGUGAUGGCCCUGGGGUCUACACCCGACUCACAAAACAAUAUCUCCAGUGGAUUAGGAAAACCAUAGGGGGAGCCGAAUAGAUUGGUUUUCCACCAAGUGAUUUCCUGCUUUGUGCUUGUGUAAGAAUAUCUAGUACUGAAAUACACAUUUAAAAAUAGCUUCAUUAUGCUGGUGAAGAGCUAUUCGCACAGAUGUAUUCCCAUGCUGAAUUUUAGCAUCUUGAUUUCCUUAUAAAUGAAAGUACAGAAGCCUGUUCCCAGGACAGAUGUGCUCUUACCAGAGCCAGAACACCGUGCUCUGCUACAACAGCACUUGUAGCUUAUACUCUCAGCCAUGUGGUCAUUUGACAGGUAUUUGUUGCUCAGGCUUCCAGCAUUCUUGCAUUGCACGUUUGGUCUGAGCUCUAGAUGGAAGAGUAUUUCUGACCAAGAAUCCAAUCCUGCUGUUUGUGUCCUCGCAGCAUGCUGCAGUCUUCUCUAUCUGGACUUCUGCAAAUAACCCCAAAAGCUAUUGAGAUGCCAGGUAGAAUUCCAGACACCUGAACAACUUGGUAGUUUCUCUGCAGCAGAGCUCCUGAUUUCACAGGUGCAGGGGACUGCUAAGCUUCAGAAAAGUUUCAGCAACUGCAUUUGAUUGUGGGACAUAAGUGUGUGUUUCCUACCUAUCUUUUAUCUGAAACCUCUAGAUUUCAUCCCGCUGUGUACUUUGCAUUCAAUAAAAAAAUGACAAUAAAAAUCUGCUGCUUGC
Molecule: messenger RNA, 1522 nt
Organism: Columba livia (rock pigeon)
Lineage: Eukaryota; Metazoa; Chordata; Aves; Columbiformes; Columbidae
Gene: GZMA
Product: granzyme A
Exons: 5
Coding region: 73-855 (260 amino acids)
Biological process (GO): proteolysis
Molecular function (GO): serine-type endopeptidase activity
Source: RefSeq, a predicted model, not a curated record